CACUCACAACCCUGCUGCAUCUCUCUCUACUGUCGGGAACUGUACAGAUGAGGAGAAACAUUCCCGAUGGAGUGGAAUACACUUCAAUACAAUUCCAAACUCUGUAACAUUAGUGCAUUGUUUUAGGAGCGGAUGAAAAUCUCAUAGACAUCACAAUGAAGAUUUCUUUCUAAAACGGUAAACGGAUUUGCCUUCUCUAAACAGCAUCCUUUCGGGAAAGACAGAAUUUGCGCAGUGUGCUAUGAUGGAAUAUCGUCGGAAAGGGCUUGCGGGGAUUUCCAUAAGUUUGACUUGUGGUAAAUAACUUGGAUUGGGAACCGCGCGUCUCCGGCGACUCAACGCGUAAUUUUGGGAUUUAAAGGGGUUCUUUUGGUUCCGCUGGAUAUUUAUUAUGAAACCACGGCGUGUGUGAUUUUGUUUUGAGGAGAACUGAAAGACAUGAUCAGUGGUCAGUUAGGAGAGACUGGCAUCAACGGAUACGAGGAAGAUUUCCCGCGUCUGUUCUGCGGUGGAAGGCUACAGGCGGGAACGUGCGCGUUAGAACCGAAACAUCUGAAGGGAACGCGUGCGAUGCCGUUUCGGGUGUCGGGCGGUAGAAAGCUGUAAAACCUGUGGUCAGGAGUUGACUGAGACGCGGUGAUGGGCUUUGCCAUGAGGCACCGCUGGUUUAUGGUGCCACUGCUAAUGCAGGCAUGGUUCUCCGCCACCCCCUGCUUCGGUGAUCGUCCUUGCCCUCGAAGUUGCCGAUGCGAUGGCAAGAUCGUAUACUGUGAGUCCAGCGCAUUCCGCGAUGUCCCUAAAAACCUCUCCGGUGGCUGUCAGGGCCUAUCCCUGCGAUAUAACAGCUUGGCAAGCUUAAAAGCCAGCCAAUUUGUUGGCCUCAACCAGCUCAUUUGGCUGUACCUGGACCACAACUAUAUUGCCAACGUGGAUGCCCGCGCCUUCCAAGGCAUACGGAGACUUAAAGAGCUGAUAUUGAGUUCUAACAAGAUCACGCUGCUUCAUAACACCACUUUUCACCUGGUACCAAAUUUGAGAAACCUGGAUCUCUCUUAUAACAAGCUACAAGCUCUACAGCCGGGUCAGUUCCAAGGACUACGCAAGCUGCUGAGUUUGCAUCUCCGAUCCAACUCCCUUAAGAACCUCCCCUCUCGCCUUUUUCAGGACUGCCGUAAUCUGGAGUUCCUCGACCUCGGCUACAAUCGCCUCCGCAGCAUCACCCGUAAUUCAAUGUCGGGCCUGACCAAGCUGACGGAGCUGCAUAUCGAGCAUAACCAGUUCUCCAAAAUCAACUUCUUCAACUUUCCUCGCUUCUCUAAUCUACGUGCUCUUUACCUGCAGUGGAACCGCAUCCGGACCAUGAGCGAAGGCCUUACGUGGAUUUGGACGUCGUUGCAGAAACUGGACCUUACAGGAAAUGACCUCCAGGAGAUAGAUGCAGAGGUGUACCGGGCCAUUCCCAACCUGCAGACGCUCAACCUGGAUUCAAACAAGCUUAUCAAUGUGUCUCAAGAGGUCGUGGAUGCCUGGGCCUCUCUCACCACUAUAAGUCUGGCUGGAAACAUGUGGGACUGUGGAGCGGUCGUGUGUCCUCUAGCAGCCUGGCUACGAACCUUCCGUGGAAACAAGGAGAUCAAUAUGAUAUGUGCAUCGCCAAAAGAAGUUCAAGGUGAAAAGGUUAUGGACGCCGUCGACGCCAGUGGAGUUUGCAGGAUUACCUCUGCUACGGCAUCGACGGUCAUCAUUCCCUCCGUCCCAUUCGUCGCCUUCGCCCAAACGCCAGCCAGCUCUUUUGUCCCGACACUCAAAGCCAGAGAUAGUAGAAGGGGCCAAGGCACUUCCUUGAAAGACGCAACCUCCUCAGCGCCUUCUCAGCCUGCUGUCCCACCUCCCGAGCAAGACUUCGAGCCAGUUUCCUUCCACAAGAUAGUGGCAGGCAGCGUUGCCCUCUUCCUGUCAGUAGCCAUGAUACUCUUGGUAAUUUACGUCUCCUGGAAGCGUUACCCCAGCAGUGUUAAGCAGCUGCAGGAAAACUCGGCUGCAGCUCGCAAACGUCGAAAAAAGUCACGGGAGACGGAACACACGCUCAGCACGCCCUUGCAGGAGUACUAUGUGGACUACAAGCCUAAUAACUCUGAGUCCACGGACGUGCUGGUCAACGGUACCGGACCUUGCACCUACACCAUCUCCGGCUCUAGAGAAUGUGAGGUGCCUCACCAGAUGAGCACGCUGACCUUCUACAGGUACGAGCAGCCCAUCGUGGACUACUGCCAGGCCCAUCAACCCCUGCGGCUAAACAUGAGCUACGAGGGUCCCCCGCAAAGCAUGGAGGGGCUAGAGGAGCUUCCCCCUCGAGAGCGGAGCACCAUCCAGGCUGUAGCCCUUCCCGCCGUGCCCACCCUCAACACGGCCCCCCCGGGGCCCUGCUCCCCACCCAGCCAGAGAGCUCCCGUUGAGGGGCCCAGCAUCUCUUAUCCCACCACAGAACGCUCGGUUAGCUAUCCAACGACAGAACGUUCCACCAGCACUCUCACUUUUAGACGCUAGCGGCCCCUCUCGGAAAGCAAGGCAUGAUGGGUAAUUUAAAAGAGGCUGUGCUUGGGUGGUGAUCAACAUUCCACCGUCUAUCCGCAGCGGUGCGACUCAAACUGUGUAUACUGCUGCGGUAUCUUCUGUGCUUACUGUUUCUCACGGACAUAGAGAUGUGAAGAACAUUCCCACAAUGUUGCUGGAGGAUCCUGUGUACGGUACACUUCCAUUGUGGAGUGUAGUGUAUCCUGGAAAAUGGGAUUCCAUGUCUUUGUCCAUUUUUCUUUGUUCCCAUUCAAAGGCGCUUGCUAUUUUUUUGUUCUCCCCGUCCUGCUCAAUGGCAAAUUGAAAACCGGUGCAACGUGCAUGAGUCGUUAAACGUGGUUUCGUUUGCAUUCAGCCCCUGCUCUGUACCGACGGGAUGCCUCCACUGUGGAGCAGAUAAUGGUGAUUCUCCCAUGCGGAGUGAGGAAUUAAAAGGAAAGAGGAAUUAAAAAGGAAUGUGCAAAAAACAGGGUUUUUGACUAGAGAGAGAGAAUGAAGAGAAGCAUAUUAAUGUUCAGCUCUAAGGCCUCUCACUGUUAUUUUCAUUUAGUUGCCAGGGAGCGUCCAUAAAUGCACCGCAUUAUUCGAUUAUGAAGACAGAUCUGUCCAGACAUGAGCAUGGAAGAUCUUGAGUAUAAAUAAAGCAUUCAUUAAAAUCUAAAUGAAGAUUCACACAGCAAGGUCUUUCAGUGUGCACAUGUACCAAAGAUCAGGCUUCUUUAGAUGUACAUAUAGCUUGUGUUUCUUUUCAGAAUAUAAUCAAACAACUGAAUCUGUACGCGUACUAUGACGUUCGGACCUUUGCCAUUCAUGACAGACGACAUUUUGCCUGGUUUUUUUUUCAGUUCAGUUAGCACUGAAAACCAGAAUUGAAGCUUUCAGAGAAACUUUGUGUUCCUAGUUUACCUGUUUUACUUACGGUGUGUGUGUGUGUUUGUGUGAAGGUAAAGGGUAAUAAACCUUCUGUUUGUGUGCAUGUUGGAGUCACCGUACUCUCCAACCAGAAAUGUAUUCUACUCAAAUAAGCGAACACAUUAUACUUGUAUGCGUCACUUUGUUAACAAAUAGCGGGCAAAUGUCGGUGUCAUUAAAUGUUUGGAUAUUCAGGAAGCUAUUUUUAAAUAUGUUGACAGCUAAGGAGUUUGAGCAAACAAGAUUAUUUUAAAAUUGUUGUUCCUGUGUGGUUGUAGUGCAAUGUCCGCUAUAGUGCCCCUUAUGGCUACGCUAAGAAUGAAAGUGACAUUUCAGAACUUAACAGUACUGUACGUGAAGACUAACGUGCAUAAAAAGUGUUCAUUUACUUGCGUAGAAUGUGUUUCAGAGUAAAAAAGCUCAUCCUAACCCAAAUUCAAAUGACUUCCCAAUGAUCUAAUGAAAAUGAAGGCUUGAACCUUUAAUGAGGGCCUUCCGAAAUUUGUAUUUGCAUUUGCUUGUUUUUCUUAGUGAGUUGAGUUCAUGUAGAGAUGGUCAGUAACCUCAGGUCAUUUAAUCUUAAAAAGAGAUUUUCUGACUCCAGAUGUCACUUAGCAAAGAAGCUACACAGAUGAAAUUGCUACAAUUGGAUGAAAUGGCAAGAAUUACAUAUAGAAGAGACCAGGGGCAAUUGUAACUCAUGAUUUCAUUUUUAUUCUUCAUAAGACGCCUUGUAUAAAUGUAUUCUGGUAUAAGAUAAAUAUGUGCCAACAGUUACACAUUUAUAUUUUUGUUUACAUUUUCAUUAUUAUUUGCAUUACAUUAAACAUAUUUACUUUAAAUCGAUUACAAAAAAGGGUGAAGUUUGGGGGCAACUAAAAAUGUAUUAAACUUACAAUAUUAAUACUUAAAAUAUAUCAACUCACUGUACGUCUAUCUUUAUAACAGCACACAUCUACAUAAAAAUGACAUUGCUUGAAUUUAACUGAAAAGUUUUUGCAUGUAUGAUGUGCUAAUUUAUUCAGCCGAUAGAUAAUGGUUGCUUAAUGCAAAUGUCUAAGUGGGACCAACAUUAUAAUUAUUUGCAAUAAGUAUAAAUCCUUUGUCCUUGUGUUUUUACCAGCAGGAUAUCUUUUUUAAUAAUAUUAUUAUUUUGGGGAUUUAGUCAUACAAUUUCCGUUUCAUAUUUUGUGUCACAGUUGCCCCUGACCUCACCUACCUGAAAAUAAUUAUUACAUUAUAAAUAAUGCGUAUUAUAUUAUAAAUCAUUAUUUGUUCCCAGUAUCUAAGUCUCUUCAAUCCAGCUCAUUUGUGAUUACAAAGUGACUUUUGACUCUAUUUUAUUUGUCUGCAUUCCCCAAGAGAUCAUCAACCUUUUCAACAAAUAUUAUUGUAUGACUUUGACAUACAGUCAUCACAUUACAUAACAUGUCUUAAAAAGCUUCACAGUUCCCAAAUCACACACCACAGUUUACUGUCAUUACAAAUCAUUGUCUAAUCUUUUAGAUAUUGUGUUUCUCUGACCCUGAAAAUGGACUUACGAAUACAAACAAAUAUGGAAUUAUUGCCUGUAAACUGAUUUUUUCACCCAGCGUGCCUGUGUGUGUGGACUUCACACAAUGAAUGUGGACAUGGAACCUCACCAUCGGUCAAUGUGGACACCGCUACGUUCAUUCAAAUCUCAACUUGUUCAGUGGAAGGCUCCAGAACAAUGACAGGGGGUGACAUCAUCACCUGUGUUUUUCAGGAGCCGUGGUGACCGCUCUGGCCACAUCCCCAAGGUUGGUGUGUUCAGCCUUGCUAGUAAUGGGAACAGAAUCAACCGGAAUGCUCCACAAAGACGUGGAGAGGAAAGAAACUGAUGUCAUGGCGAGAGAAGCGCCGCUGUCCGAUCGUAUAGACAUUUGGAAGUGUUUCCUGACAGCCGUCGACUCUUCUUCAUAUGUUUAUCUUGUAAAUAGAGAGCAUAAAGAAACAUAUUGUUAUGCUUCUUUUGACACACGUUUGUGAAACGGACAGAUCCUCAGCUGUUUAAACGCGCAUCUGAUCAAAGAUUACGCUUGUAGAGAGACUCAAUAUGACCCCUCAUUUCCAAGAUUGAUAUUUUUCUAUCUGCUGUUUGUAUUAAGUUCCUCAUCUCACAGCCUUGGUAGAUUUUCAGCUUCUUUGUAUCCUUUCCUCACCGAUAUUUGUCAUGUACUCGUUUUGAAAAUCGAAAGGAGGAUAUCCAUACUCAUUUUAUUGUGAUAUUGACUUUGAUUCUUGUAUGUGCUCUAAUCUGAUUCGGCACUGGCCUUCAAUCUUUCUUCUUGGAUUAAAUUUUCUAGCAUUCAGGCAAAUAAUAUCAACUUGUUCAGUGAGACUGACUUGUAGUUUGCUCCGAGGCUUCAUGCAUGAUGUAUCGGGUACAUUGGCUUGAUGUCAUUAGGAAAAUGCUAAUAGGGUUACCUGCCCACUGCAUUUCAAUUCUAAGUAAGUUGCGAGAACUUUACAACCUCAUAAAACGUUCCUCACAGCGAAGCAUUAGCUCAGUGCCAUUGUUUCAGAAAAUCCAUACGUAGACGAUGUUGUUUAGGGGGAAAGACGGAAAUAAAAUGAUUAGAAAGAUAUAAUAUUUAUUUGUAUCAAAUAGAAAUGAUUAUAUUCAAAUCUGAUUAUAUAUUUGAGCGCGCUAGGAUUAUUUGUUUGAGGGGGUAUCAGUUUGUCCACUCGGCACACAGCCGUCUAUUCAGAAAUUCAUCAUUUGAAGAUUUUUACGUUCCAAACUAAUUAACUAGAAAUGCCUGCGAUAGCAUCCAAUCACAUCUGCUAUUUGGAUGAGUUAGCUUGACUAGAUCCCCUAAGCCAUCAUUCAAAGCAAUGAUUCACCUCCUCCACAAAAUGUUCAAUCUUGAACGCUUAUGUAAUUUCCUCUCUCCGUAAUUCUGCAAUAUACCUGCAGAAUGUGCUUCUCCACGUUUCCUUUUUUGGUCUCUUGAUACAGUCAUCAGUUAACCAAGCAACCGUGAGCCGUUUUGUGCACGGAGCUUUAGGAUGUAAUUUUGCUAAUGUAGUAACAAUUUGCUGCUGCGGUCAUUUACGUAAGACGCGACGUUUGUUUUCCAUCACGCCCAUGCAUCUUUGCUUGCGUUUCGCAUUUCCUUUACGAGCAUUCGAAACGUUGGGUGCCGUGAUUUGUUUUUAAUGUUUACGAAGUAAAACAUUCAUUUUCCAAACAAACCGUCAAAUAAACAUGCUAUUAACACUGAAGAGAGCAAACAAGCCAGAUGCUUAUUUUACAUUUUCCAUGCAGGAUGUCCCUCAUAACACUGGUUGUGGGUGUAAUUCACUAAUAUUCAAAGACGAUUCAGUUCAUCCACACGAAAGCUGAAAAACUGCUAGUGCUAGGAAAAAAACAAAACUCCAAAGAGAUGCCCGUUCGUUUUUUGGUUGGUUUGUUUUUAUUUCCGUUGUGUUUUGGGUGUCUGUUGGGAACACAUUAUUCCCUCAAGGCUUGGUUUUAAAUGAAGGCAGCAGACUUUCUUACUUCGUUUUUAAUUCUCAAAGAAGUGUCUAAUGUACAUAUCCAGAAGGACGAGAAAAAGCCACAACAGAAGGAAACCGAGCUAAUCGGCCAUUUCAUUCCCCUCUGCCGCACAGCAGUAUACUACAAAAAUUGGGGCGAAAGUCUUGUGAGGACCUACGUGCAAACACAUACAUCUGCUCAUCUGUGCAGACACUGGAGAAGAAGAAAAAACCUUGCUUAUCUCCAGGCUUGCACAUGGCUUAGGUAGCGGCGUUGUCAGUCUGUGGGGGUUGGCCCAUGGGGCUAACAUCUGCUGCUUUUGUGGACUUGGCUUUGUCACCAUACUUAUUCUCUGUCUACUAAAUCUGCCACAUUCAGCCAGAGCUCCAGCCCACGAAACUCUCUAAACAUUGAGUGGCGUGAUUUGGUUAUAACUGAAUGCUGGACAAAAUGGACAGACAAAUAUUGGAACGAAGACCCGAAGGCUCCGUUCCAAACUCUAGUGAGCUGCCCUGCAUGCUUGAAGACAGCAUCUUAUCAUUCAUGAAACAUCAUAAUUGAUGGAAUUGAAACACGGAACAUAGGCAGCAAAUACAAAUAGCACCACUUACACAAAGCACACAGGAGACUGGACUCGUAGUUGAUUUUAAUGGAGUUUAGCACUUUACAAAGAUAAUGGCGCAAUACCUUAGAACAGUCAUUCUCAACAGGGGGGCAUGGCCAACAGGGGAGGCCGCAGAUUUUCAAGGGGGCCUCAGAUUGAAAAAAAUAAUUUUAAAUUAGUCUAAAUGAUAAUUGAACUAAAAAACUAAAAUCAAGAUAUCUCUUAUUAUUUGGCUAUUCUUAUAACGAAUAUGUGUAUGUCCUGUUAAUGUCAAACUGUCAAAUAAAAUAUUGGGUUGAAAUGUUGAGUUUUUGUUGGAGAUUUGAAUAUUGAGUAUUGUUGAAUACAAAAUAAAUAAUUUGUAUUUAAAAAUACAUACGACACAAAUGUUCUGCUACUAUUUGUCCAGAUAUAUUUCUAAUUCUAUAUAACUAUUGUUAUUGGUAGCAUUGAAAAUAUAUUAAUUAGACAUUUAUUUAUUUUAUUUGUUUUCUUUUUUAUUCAACUUUGUUUUCUCAAUGAGUAGAAAACAAAACUAAAGUUGGCAAAUAUUGAAUGCAUUAUCUUAGAAGCAUCACUUUUUGUGAUUUAGACACAAAAAACUUUAACUGGGUUUUCAAAGGCCGGGUGAAAAAAAGUAUUUUAUAAAAUAGUCCAAUUUUUGUUUCAUGAGCAUGUCUGUGAUACCCGAAAACACUGGCAGUUCACUAGUUUUUGGAAAAGUCUGAAUAGUUCAUUUCAAAUUUACCAAAAGGACUGUAUUACUGGGAUCUGGUCAAUAUCGCAGGAUCAAAGUCACCUUAAAUCUGCUAAGAGCAUGACUUUAGAGACUUUACAGUAAGAGCCAUAUUUAAUUGCACAUGAUCGAGGCUGUUCUAGAUCGAAUACUGUAUGUCUGUUCAAGGGACAGUCUAGAUCACAUCAUUUAUCAACCCAAGUCUUCUGGAGUGUUUCGCCGAUUGACAUUUUUGCCCAACAACUGACACCCAGACACAUGAUAGCAUGAACAGACUGCAUUCCAUACCAUACAGAGUUGUUUGCUUUUUAAAUAGAGCUUGUUGAAUCACAUCAUUCAUCCUGAUGGUGAAAUGUAUUGAUCGGUUUCGCUCUGUGUAGUUUUGGUUCGUUUUGUAUUGACGUUCGCUGUCAGUCAAAAGCUUGUACACACUUCUGAAUGUGUGCUUCUCUAUAAACAAUUAUAAACACAUAUUUUGUUUCAGAAACAAGUUUUAAUGGAUCAGUCGGACCGUGUUAUGAUGGAGAACAAGUCUAGUUUACUGGGGUGUUUAAAAAGCAUCCCAGAAUGCACCUGCAUGUUGUUAGCUUUAAAGAUGCUAAACAGCGAAAUAGCUUUGACACUUUUUGUUCACUAAAUGGUUUUCAUAAUUUCAUCUUUUUCGCUGUUUUGAAGUUGCGAUUUGUAAUGUGGAAGUUAGCAAUAAUAAUGCAAGAAUGUGUGGAGAGUUUUGACUGGUAGUGAACUUGUCGCAGUACCUCCCACGUUUCCACAGUUACCCAGACAUUUCAUACAUUUUUUGUUUUUGUUUUGUCCAUCCAGCAUGUUCAAGGCUGAAGAUUUAUUCUAUUUGUAAAGCAGAUCUCCUUUGUAAGAAAUAACCGAUGCUCAGCCAAGACCUCCAGUUCUAUCUACUGAAGUAAUUUACAGAAUAGACAAGAGCCAUGACAUCACUGCUAAUUGUGCGGAUAUCAAUGAUCAGGGCCGUGAUGAUUUAUGGAGAACUCAAACUAACGAUUCAAGGAAAAUUUUGGCUUUUUUGUGCUAAUUCAUUUUCCCCGUUCAAUAUAUGAAUGGAUUACAUAGGGCAAAAACACAAUGAAAAGCAAUAUUGUCUCAUUUGUAUUCUCCCCUGAGUUUUAACCUUCCAUUUCAUCCCCUGUAGGCCAUUAACUUCUAUAAAAACUCAUGUUUCUCUGGCUUCGCCUGGUCUAAGGUUGUGUUUUUUUUUUCUGUGGGAUGUAAAUAUGCAUUGUUAAAUUCCUUUGGUUAGUUUGCUGUUGUUUUCUUUUGUUUUCAUCUGUACGCAGAUUGAAAACUGUUUUGUGAAGACCUGCUCCAAAUGCAAAAAUGUGGCUCUUUGAGUAUAUUAUUGUCAGAAAAACAAUGUUUUGUAAAAAUUUUGAUGAUGAGACCAGAAAUAAAGUAAU
Messenger RNA from Triplophysa dalaica, 9761 nucleotides. RefSeq names its product leucine-rich repeat transmembrane neuronal protein 4. The coding region runs from base 640 to 2547 and encodes 635 amino acids. The transcript has 3 exons. NCBI's taxonomy places the organism in Eukaryota, Metazoa, Chordata, Actinopteri, Cypriniformes, Nemacheilidae. Gene Ontology annotation, molecular function: protein binding. The record is from RefSeq and is a predicted model, not a curated record.